Molecule: messenger RNA, 485 nt
Organism: Thalassophryne amazonica
Lineage: Eukaryota; Metazoa; Chordata; Actinopteri; Batrachoidiformes; Batrachoididae
Product: glycophorin-C-like
Exons: 4
Coding region: 103-426 (107 amino acids)
Source: RefSeq, a predicted model, not a curated record
GUCGUGACCCUGGGGACGGACGCCACACCCGUCUGUGCGCGUGCGCGCGCUCGGCAGUUUCUUGGUCUUGGUGCAGAAUAACGAGCUGCGGUCGACUUGGACAUGGAUCAUUUCCCGGUCACGCCUUCACCUGGAGGGCCAACAUCAGCAAGGAGCCCGGAUCCUGACCUCGUGACCCGCAUAAUGACGCACGGUCUGAGUCCGGACCACGAGGAUUUGGCCGCUUUGAUUGGAGGGAUCAUCAGCGCAGUUCUUCUGAUCCUCAUCUGUAUCAUCGCCUUGUUGCUGUGGUGUCUUUCCAGACAUAAGGGCUCUUACGUCACCGGAGAGAUGGAUGAUGACGAAGAUUCUGAAGAAGGUGAAUCUGUUGCUUCUGACGCGGCGCUCCAAAGUAAGCAAGCGCUGAAGGCCGGAGAUGACGACUGAGUGGGAAAAAUGAAAAAUACAGACUUUAAUUUGUAGUCAGGAGCUAAAUAUCUUUAAAG